Messenger RNA from Dryobates pubescens (Downy woodpecker), 4212 nucleotides. RefSeq names its product NPC1 like intracellular cholesterol transporter 1 (gene NPC1L1). The transcript is spliced from 20 exons. Gene Ontology annotation, molecular function: lipid carrier activity. The record is from RefSeq and is a predicted model, not a curated record. Bases 1 to 4212 code for a protein of 1403 amino acids. NCBI's taxonomy places the organism in Eukaryota, Metazoa, Chordata, Aves, Piciformes, Picidae. Gene Ontology annotation, cellular component: membrane.
AUGCCAGGCUCCCUGCUGCUGGCCGGCGCCGUGCUUGGCACCCUCCUGGUGCUGGCCUCCUCCUCGCUGACGCCCAUCCACCGGGCCGGGUACUGCGCCUUCUACGGCACCUGCGGGCGCAACCCCGAGCAGAACGGCUCCCUGGUGCCCUCCCAGGUGCCCUGCCUGGACAACAGCCCGGCGCGGGCAGCCCAGGGCCUGCUGCUGGCCAAGCUGGGCUCCGUCUGCCCCGACCUGCUGGGCGAUGCCAACCGCACCACCUACGUCUGCUGCUCGCUGGCGCAGCUCAACUCCCUGCAGCUGAGCGUGGCGCUGUCGGGCACCGUCCUGGCACGCUGCCCCUCCUGCAUCAAGAACUUCGCCAACCUCUACUGCCACAACACCUGCAGCCCGGACCAGAGCCUCUUCACCAACGUCACCCGCGUCGCCAACCGCACGGCGGGCGGCGGGCAGCUGGCGGUGCUGCAGUACCAGGCCUACUACGGGCAGGACUUCGCCGAGGACUCCUUCGCGUCGUGCCAGGGCGUGCGGCUGCCGGCCACGGGCGGCUACGCCAUCGACGCCAUGUGCGGGCGCUACGGUGCCCGCCUCUGCACCGCCCAGCGCUGGCUGGACUUCCAAGGGGACAAGAACAACGGCCUGGCACCGCUGCAGAUCGACUUCCACCUGGUGCCCAACGGCACCCGGCCGCCGGACGGCAUCGUGCCCCUGGCGCGCCGCGCCUGGCGCUGCCACGAGGCUCCCGGCGACGGGGAGCGGCCUUGCUCCUGCCAGGACUGUGCCCAGUCGUGCCCUCCGGUCCGUGCCCCCACCGAGGCGCCGCCGCCCUUCCGCCUGGGCGCCGCGGACGGGGCGCUGGUGCUCUGCGCCCUCCUCUUCGGCGUCCUGGCCGUCGCCUUCGUCUGCGCCCUGCUGUGGCGCCGCUGGGUGCCCGGGAAGCCUCCCGAGCCCCCCCUGGCACCGGCGGCCGGGCGGGAGGGCUGCUGCCGCUGCCCGGGCGGUGCCAGGCAGUACGGCUUCCUGGCCAGGGGGUUCCGCCGCUGGGGCACCCUGGUGGCCGGGCACCCCGUGCCGGUGCUGCUGGUGGCGGGGGCGGCCGUGGGGGGGCUGGCAGCCGGCUUGGCCACCCUGCGCCUCACCACCGACCCGGUGGAGCUGUGGUCGGCGCCUGGCAGCCGUGCCAGGCAGGAGAAGGCUUUCCACGACCGCCACUUCGGGCCCUUCUUCCGCACCAACCAGGUGAUCCUGACGGCGCCCGGCGGGCACGGUGCCCGCUACGACUCCCUGCUGCUGGGCACCAAGAACUUCAGCGGGGUGCUGCGCGAGGAGGUGCUGGGGGCACUGCUGGACCUGCAGGAGAAGUUGGCACAGACCACGGCCUGGGCGCCCGGCGGCAAGCUGGUGGCGCUGAACGACGUCUGCUAUGCCCCCCUCAACCCUGGCACCCCGGCCCUGGCCGACUGCUGCGUCAACAGCGUCACCCAGUACUUCCAGAACAACCGAACCCACCUGGGCAUGGUGGCAGAGCAGACGGUUGGCACCGAGACUGGCACCGCCGACUGGCACGACCACCUCAUGUACUGCGUCAACUCCCCGCUCUCCUUCAAGGACACCACAGCGCUGAAGCUGAGCUGCAUGGCACAGUAUGGGGCUCCUGUCUUCCCCUACAUCGUCCUCGGCGGCUACCCCGGCUCGGAGUACACCGAGACAGAGGCUCUGAUCCUCACCUACUCCCUCAACAACUUCCCCCGCGACGACCCCCGGCACGAGUGGGUGCUGAGCUGGGAGGAAAGGUUCCUGCAGGUGGUGAAGGACUUCCAGAGCUCCCAGCCCAACCUCUCCAUCGCCUACAUGGCCGAGCGCUCGCUGGAGGAUGAGAUCAACCGGACCACGGCUCAGGACAUCCCAAUCUUCACCAUCAGCUACCUCGUGGUCUUCCUCUACAUCUCGCUGGCGCUGGGCGAGUACACCACCUGGCGCCGCCUCCUGGUGGACUCCAAGGUGACGCUGGCACUGGGGGGCAUCGCGGUGGUGGUGGGCGCCGUCUUCGCCGCCAUGGGCUUCCUGGCCUUCCUGGGGCUGCCUUCCUCCCUCAUCAUCCUCGAGGUGGUGCCCUUCCUCGUCCUGGCAGUGGGCGCUGACAACAUCUUCAUCCUCGUGCAGGAGUACCAGCAGCAGUCGCAGCGGGCACCGGGCGAGACGCGGGAGCAGCACAUCGGCAGGGUCCUGGCACAGGUGGCACCAAGCAUGCUGCUGUGCAGCCUCUCCGAGGUCAUCUGCUUCCUCCUGGGUGCCCUCUCCUCCAUGCCAGCCGUCCGCACCUUCGCCCUGACGGCCGCCGCCGCCAUCGCCUUCGACUUCCUGCUGCAGGUCUCCAGCUUCGUCGCCCUGCUGGCACUCGAUGCCCGCCGCCAGGAGGCCGGGCGCUUCGACAUGUGCUGCUGCUGUGGCAGGGGCAGGGAGGAUGCCAGGGGCCAGGGGGCAUGGCUGCUGCGCCCCCUCCUGCAGCGCUUCUACACCCCCCUGCUGCUGCACCGCCUGGCACGGCCCCUGGUGGUGUUGGUCUUCCUCUUCCUCACCUGCGCUGGCAUCUACCUGACCCUGAAGGUGUCGGUGGGGCUGGACCAGGAGCUCUCCAUGCCCACGGACUCCUACCUGCUGCAGUACUUCGCUGCCCUCAACCAGUACCUGGCCGUGGGGGUGCCAACCUACUUCGUCACCACCGGCGGCUACAACUUCUCCUCCCCGGAGGGCACCAAUGCCAUCUGCUCCAGCUCGGGCUGUGACCUCAACUCCCUCACCCACACCAUCCAGCACGCCACGAGCUUCCCCAACCUGUCCUACCUUGCCAUCCCUGCCACCUCCUGGCUGGAUGACUUCCUGGACUGGCUGCACCCCAUCGGGCGCUGCUGUCGCUUCCACACCAGCGGCAACCUCAGCGGCACCUUCUGCCCCUCCACCGAAAAUUCCCUCAGCUGCCUGGGGGGCGCCUGCCUGAAGGUGGCACGGCGCCCCACCGUGGCGGAGUUCCAGCGCUUCCUGCCCUGGUUCCUGCACGACAGACCCACCCUGGAGUGUGCCAAGGGGGGUCUGGGUGCCUACGACACCUCUGUGAGCAUGGAUGCCAACGGCACCAUCCUGGCCACCCGGUUCAUGGCCUACCAGCGCCCGCUGCGCACCUCCCAGGAGUACACAGCUGCCCUCAGGGCUGCCAGGGCCCUGGCAGAGGAGAUCACCACCACCCUGCGCCAGGUGCCCGGCACCCCCCCGGACUUCCGCGUCUUCCCCUACACGGUGACCUACGUCUACUACGAGCAGUACCUGACGGUGGUGGCAGAGGGCCUGGUGAUGCUGGCACUCUGCCUGGUGCCCACCUUCCUAGUCUCCUUCCUGCUGCUGGGCAUGGACCUGCGUGCCAGCUGUGCCACCCUGCUGACCAUCGCCAUGAUCCUGGUGGACACCGUGGGGGCCAUGACCCUCUGGGGCAUCCCCUACAACGCCGUGGCGCUCAUCAACCUGGUGGCGGCCGUGGGCAUCUCGGUGGAGUUCGUGUCCCACAUCACCUGCGCCUUCACCCGCAGUGCCCAGCCCGGCCGCCUGGCACGGGCCGCUGAGGCCACCACCAACAUGGGCAGCAAGGUGGUGGCAGGGGUGGCCAUGACCAACCUGCCUGGCAUCGUGGUGCUGGCAUUCGCCAAGGCUCAGCUGAUUCAGAUCUUCUUCUUCCGCCUCAACCUCAUCAUCACCCUGGUGGGGCUGGCACAUGGCCUCAUCUUCCUCCCUGUCCUCCUCAGCUACAUCGGCUCUGGCCCGCGGGAGGCAGCGCAGGAGGCAGCCAAGGGGCAGCAGGGAGCAGGGCUGGGCCUCGGCAAUUCCUGCUUCGAGGAGGACGACAGCGACAGGGACAGGGACAAGGCUGAAACCGGGAAGGGCUCUGGGGACAGGGGACAGGGGGGCAUGGGGGGCAUGGGGGACAUGGGGGACAUGGGGGACAGGGGGACAGGGGGACAUGGGGACAUGGGGUACAUGGGGGACAUGGGGGACAGGGGGACAUGGGGGCAUGGGGGACAGGGGGACAUGGGGGGCAUGGGGGACAUGGGGGACAUGGGGGGCAUGGGGGACAUGGGGGACAGGGGGGACAGGGGGGACAGGGGGACAGGGGGACAUGGGGGACAGGGGGACAUGGGGGACAUGUGGGGUGCAGUUGGGUGA